This is a messenger RNA of Carassius auratus (goldfish), 1743 nucleotides long. Its product is annotated as calcium-binding protein 2. Gene Ontology annotation, molecular function: calcium ion binding; calcium channel regulator activity. The record is from RefSeq and is a predicted model, not a curated record. The transcript is spliced from 6 exons. Gene Ontology annotation, cellular component: cytoplasm. NCBI's taxonomy places the organism in Eukaryota, Metazoa, Chordata, Actinopteri, Cypriniformes, Cyprinidae. Bases 184 to 933 code for a protein of 249 amino acids.
CUUUGGCUGGACCCGUGUUUCCUGUUUUAAUCUGGACACGUUUAGCCAUUUAAUCACCUUUAAAGUCUUCUGACGCAGAGACGGAGGCACAGACUGAGCAGGAGCUUCAGAUCCUCAGCGUCUCUGCUGGAGAAGCUUCAUCUUCAUCUGCUUCGGGAUCUGACAGUGAAGUAGAGCUGUAGAAUGGCCCAGAAAGCAGACAGAACUCCAUCUACAGACAGCCAAACAGCUGAAGGCUCCGCCCCCAAAUCUGCUCUCCGCAAGACAGCGUCCGGCGACGCCACCAAGAAGAAGAAAUGCAAGAAAUCCAACGAGGAUGCCAUGAACAAGGUGUACACUAACCUGCUGAACAGCGUCUUCGGACAGGAGCGAGAGCUGUCUCAGCCAGAGCUAGACGAGCUGGCAGAGGCAUUCAAGGAGUUUGAUUACGAUCAGGACGGCUAUCUGAACUAUAAGGAUCUGGCCGAGUGCAUGCGGACGAUGGGCUACAUGCCCACAGAGAUGGAGCUGCUGGAGAUCAUCCAGCAGAUCAAGAUGAGGCUUGGAGGUCUGAUGGAUUUUGAUGAUUUCUGUGAGUUGAUGGGCCCCAGGAUGAUGGUGGAGACGGCGGAUAUGCUGGGACUCAAAGAGCUCAAAAGCUCCUUCUGUCAGGUACAAGCACAACCACAAACCCUCAUCAGUCACUCCAUACACCCACAGGUUAAACUGCAGUAUACACUGUUCAAAAGAGUUCAAAAUCAAUCAAGACUAAAACAGCUGCUUUACAUUAGAAAAAUAUUUCACAAUUGUAUUUUUUAUUUUAAAAAGCACAAGAGAAAUCCAAACCCCCCUCUGGAAAAAGCUACUAAACCAAAGAAAGGUUUAAGCCCGAGUGCAUUCAGUGUUCAGGUUCAUGAGCUGGACGUGUGUGCACAGAAGUGCAGAUUUAAUUAGAUGCCUCAUUUGCAUAUUUCAACAUAACAUUUCAGAAAACUCGUAAUACAAACAACAAUCAGUCAGCUGUAGUAUGGUAUACUCUAUUUUGUUAACCCUAUCCAGCUGUAAUGUCUUGCUCUGAGUGUAUUCGAGCAGUUUAGUCUGAGUAGUGAAUGAAGCGUGUGUGUUUGCUGUUUGUGCUCAGUUCGACGCUGACGGUGAUGGGAAGAUCUCUCUGGAUGAGAUGAAGGAGGCUCUGAGGACGCUGUUAGGAGAGAAACUCAAGAAAGGAGAGCUGGAGGAGAUCCUGAAGGAGCUGGACCUGAACGGAGACGGAACCGUGGAUUUCGACGGUGAGAGAUCUGCUCCAGACGCAGUGUAAAAUAUAAGCAUUUAUAAUUCAGAUAUGUGAGGGAGCAGUGAUCUGAUGUUGUUGAAUAUGAUUGGACUCUUCCAGAGUUUGUGAUGAUGCUGUCGGUGCGAUAACACCCUCAUCUACUGUCAGCGUUCCUGAUCCGACAGCACGAUCCGGGAAAACCGGGAAUAUCUGGGAUCUUUAGAACUGUGUGCAAUCAUUCAGGGCCACAGUCAUCUCCGUAAUGAAAAUGCAUCUCUAGUUUUGUUCUACUCUAUAGUAUGGACUAAUGCUAAUUUAAAUCUGUAUAUUUAAAUAUACGAAUGGAGGUUGCCAAGUAUUUUCUGUGAAAUGAGUUGAUGAAUGUCUGGAAAAGCCAUGGAAAUUACUUCUGAGACAGUGAGAGACGCCUGAUCAUAGAAGACUUCAGUUUCAGGUCGAGAAAAGAGGAUUUGUAAUGAUUUGUUAAAGUA